GAUAAAAAAACUGUCACAUAUCACAGUCAAACUACGAAAAGGCCUACGAGUCAAAUCUUUCACUUCAAACCAAAUUUUCGCUGGCUAUCAUUCCUAGGUUGUUGGGCAUGGCUUCAAUCAUACAUGAAUGAUGUUUAUUUCUAAAACUCUGCCCACCUUUUAUCAUUCCCCUGUAUAGUGGUUCAGUGUACACUGUCAUCCAACAUAGUACGGUCGCAGUGCACUGAAAGCUGGACAAAGAUUUCAAAUGUUUGAGGCAGAAUAUUGGCCCCUUGCUCACAAAUGCUAACUUCAAUCUCACUUCAUGGAGGAAUGAAAGGCUACUAGGACAGGUACAGAUCUUCCAAAUGAACAAAUCAGACUAAGCCUUUGAAAGGGACAUUCCACCAGUUCACCUGUUCCCAGAACAGACUGCACACCUCAGCAUAUCAGUUCGACCUAUAACUCCUCCAUCCCACAUAAGGAGCAAGCAAUUCUUUCUGGUGAUCUUCUCCUCUAGACCACAAACAAUGGCCACCGAGUGUGAGCUGAAUAAAUCUCGCCGCUUCGAUCGUGGCAUGUCGAGGCGAACACGAAGACCCACGAGCCUUGUUGCUUGUUAUGAAGAUCGGUAUGUGCCGCCCUUGGCACGCCAGCUGCUCCACGAGGCCAAGCUGAAGAGAUUGCUCCAGUGUGAAGGUACAGAGCUGCAGGCACCUCAGCAAUGUGAGGGGGCAGAGCAGCGGAUGGAGAUUCCACAAGCACCACAGGUGUGUGAAGGUGCUGAGGUGGAUGUACCAGAGCAAUAUCAAGAUGAGCAAGAGAAGAAACCACAGCAAUAUGAAGAUGAAGAGCAGGAGAAGGAAGCACUACUGCACCAAGAUGAGGAGCAGAACAUAGCAAAGCAAUAUGAAGAUGAGGAGGAGACAGGGCAGCAGCAGCAACAGCAAGAUGAUGAUGUGCCAGAGCAAUGUCCAGACGAGGAUCAAAAGACACCAGAGCAAUACCAAGAUAAGGAGUUGGAGGAGAAGGUGGAGCAAAGGUCACCAGAGCAAUACCAAGAUGAGGAGUUGGAGGAGGAGGAGGAGGAGCAAAUCAUACCAGAGCAAUACCAAGAUGAGGAGUUGGAGGAGGAGGAGGAGCAAAUCAUACCAGAGCAAUACCAAGAUGAGGAGGAGGAAGAUGAUGAGCAAAACAUACCGGAGCAGUAUCUUGGUGAAGAGCAAAAGAUAGCACAAGAAUACCAAGAUGAGAAGGCACCAGAGGAAUGCCAUGAGGAGGAGCAAACGCCGCCAGAGAAAUGCCAAGAUGAGGAAGAGAAGACAGGUAAACAAUGCCAAGAUGAAGAUGAGAAGACAUCAGAGCAAUAUCAAGACAAAGAUGAGAAGACAUCAGAGCAACAUCAAGAUGAAGAACAGAAGGCACAGCAGGACGGCCAAGACACGAAGCAGAAGACCCUGGCCCAGCGCCUAAGCGUAAAAAAGCCGAUCAUGCCGCCACCUGUCGGCAACGUGCCACGGCUUUCCCUUCUGGAGCUGAUACGGGAGAAGCAGCUUGGCACUGGAGAAGGCAAAGCUGGCAGGGACUUGAGCUACGGUGAGAAUGCCAUUGCUGACCAUAGAGCAGCAGCAGCAGCAGCUGGCUGCACGACAUUGGCCAUGGUGAUAAGGCGAUCCGAUGGAGGAAAGAAGAAGUCGCCAGGAAUCGUCCGCCGGUGUGUGAAGGCCUUGAACCAGAUGAUCAAGGCCAAGCAUGGGUCCAAGAAGAGCGUGCCUUUCAAGGAGGUAUGAAGUAUGAACACAGACAGGUACACAGUUUCCUAGUACUAUACCCUGGACAUCUCGGAAUAAUGCACGGUUGCGCAAAAACUAGAAUUUUGGGCAUGAUGCAAGAUGAUAGAACUCCACAGCAAACCCCGUGCGCUGUCUACCUAGAACAGAUCUAUUAUAAGAGAUGUUGCUUUAUGGCAUCUGAUCAGUCAUGUACUUGCCCAAACGAUGUACCGUAUGAAACAUCAGCGAGCCUAUCUAGAUAUAUCUUGCGAACUUUUUACUA
Messenger RNA from Hordeum vulgare subsp. vulgare (domesticated barley), 2034 nucleotides. RefSeq names its product involucrin-like. The transcript has a single exon. Bases 510 to 1769 code for a protein of 419 amino acids. Lineage: Eukaryota; Viridiplantae; Streptophyta; Magnoliopsida; Poales; Poaceae. The record is from RefSeq and is a predicted model, not a curated record.